GAGAAAUCCCCGGUGAAAACUGAAUAUUACGGGAAAACCUGUAAAAGCACACAAAAGGCGGUUUGACAACAUUGUUCUAAUAUAGAACAUCCAAUACCAUCAAUAUGACGAAAUCUCAGAUACAUAAAAUCUCCAUUUGAUGUAAAAUUCAUCAGAGGUUUCAUAUACCCCAAAAAUGGCAGCUCGGUCGGAGGAGGUACUACUGAUUGUGAACCAUGUGCGGAACAAGAAGACUGACGGCACGCUGUACAUGAUGGGGGAGAGGAUGGGCUGGAUGCAGGGCAGCAAGAGCACCUUCUCCAUCAGCUAUAUGUAUGCUGAUAUCAAAGCACAGAAAAUUUCACCUGACUCAAAAGAAAAAGUUCAGCUUCAGUUGGUAUUGCAUGAUGGAGGAGCAAACACAUUUCAUUUCAUCAAUCCCAAGGGACGGUCAGCAGCCAUUGCUGACAGAGACGGGGUGAAGGAUCUACUACAACAACUGAUUCCAAAGUUUCGACGGAAACUCAGCAGUGAGCUGGAGGAGAAAAACAGGAUGCUCCAGGAAAACCCAGAGUUGUUCCAGUUAUACAAGGAUCUUGUGGUGACAGGAGUUAUCACUGCUGACGAGUUUUGGGCUUCAAGGAAGAAUCAGAGUACUGUCAAAACAGACAAGUCACAGAAUGUGGGAGUGUCAGCCGCUUUCCUGGCUGAUAUUAAACCUCAGACAGAUGGCUGUAAUGGACUGAAGUACAACCUUACUGCUGACGUGAUUGAGUCGAUAUUCCGCACAUAUCCCAUGGUGAAAAAGAUGCAUGCUGAGCAUGUUCCUCACAACAUGACAGAGAGUGAGUUUUGGACCAGAUUCUUCCAGUCCCAUUAUUUCCACAGAGAUCGGACAGUGAUGGGAUCAAAGGAUGUCUUCACAGAAUGUGCCAAAGUUGAUGAAAAAGAUAUGAAAGAAGAAAUAUCUUGUAAAAUGGUUGACCCAUUUUUGGAUCUCACAAAAAUAUCAGACUCUUCUCUCCAUGAGGAUUAUCGAGGUCUGACGGAAGACACAAGGAUUAGUAAUAAUGUGACAAAUGGAACCAUGAUUCGGAGAUUCAAUCAUCAUUCUACAAUGGUGCUGAAAGCUUGUACAAAAAACUCGCAAAAUGCUCAGAGCUCAAGUGCAGCAGACAAUUCUGUUCAGUCCAGUGAUACUCAAAAUGGAGAAGUGACACCCAAAGUGAAUGGUGUAGUAAACGGAGAGCAGGGGCCGAGUACCAGCAAAGACUACUGGGAACCAUUGGCCAAAAAACAGAAAAUGCAGGAAAAGAUUCACAUGGAUGAUUUAGGAGACUCAAAGAGUAAAAAGAAUGUGAAUUUACGCCUACACAAGAUGGAGGGUUAUCUACAUGGUCCCACUCCUCUCAUGAUGUCUCGCUACACGACCAGUGAGGACCUGGUUCAAUCCUCGGAGUCAGUGAUGCAGGACGUCUACCAGUGGUCACCUGACCUGUCAAAUGUGCUGUCUGGGUCACAAGCCAUCGUUAUCCUCAGUGAACUCUCACCAGGAGGGGCCCUAAUGAAAGGCACAAGUCAUCAAGAACUGAAUCAGAUUGUUCCCCCUGAUGUCCAGGAGGAGGUAAAGGCCAAUUAUAGCGCCCUGUUGGAACUGCUGCGCCACUUCUGGACCUGUUUCCCUGUGUCAUCCAAAUCCCUGGAAGAGAAGGUUGUAAAAAUGAAGUCAACAUUAGAGAGAUUUCAGAUGGCCAAGCUAAUUCCCCUCAAAGAACGACUUCAGGAGUACCACUACACUGUUAAUCUGACAAGUCACAUGGAGGAACUGCUGGCAGCAGCAAACAGGAAGUUUGACAUGUGGCAGUCCAGGAAGUCCACUGUCAAAAGGUGAUGGUCACACUAGGUUGUUGGUGCUAUGUUAUACAAUGGGAGCAGGUCGCACUAUGGGAGCAUGUCAUACUAUGCUGUAUGGGAGUAUAAUGUUAACUACAGAGGACAAUCAGACCUGACUUCUGUGAUGAUGCUGUGGUCUUUGAUGCUAUGAAUGAAGACUCAGAGACUGUUAAAUUUUAGUGUUUCUUUUGUGUCUUACUUUAUUCAAUGCAAUAAACUAAUUAUCUUCAUGUG
This is a messenger RNA of Magallana angulata, 2106 nucleotides long. Its product is annotated as general transcription factor IIH subunit 1-like. NCBI's taxonomy places the organism in Eukaryota, Metazoa, Mollusca, Bivalvia, Ostreida, Ostreidae. The coding region runs from base 176 to 1870 and encodes 564 amino acids. Gene Ontology annotation, cellular component: transcription factor TFIIH core complex; transcription factor TFIIH holo complex. The record is from RefSeq and is a predicted model, not a curated record. Gene Ontology annotation, biological process: nucleotide-excision repair; transcription by RNA polymerase II; transcription by RNA polymerase I. The transcript has 13 exons.